This is a messenger RNA of Papilio xuthus (Asian swallowtail), 660 nucleotides long. Its product is annotated as probable RNA-binding protein EIF1AD. The record is from RefSeq and is a predicted model, not a curated record. The transcript is spliced from 2 exons. Gene Ontology annotation, molecular function: translation initiation factor activity; RNA binding. Gene Ontology annotation, biological process: translational initiation. NCBI's taxonomy places the organism in Eukaryota, Metazoa, Arthropoda, Insecta, Lepidoptera, Papilionidae. Bases 114 to 584 code for a protein of 156 amino acids. Gene Ontology annotation, cellular component: nucleus.
AACCAAAACGUCAAGUCGUAGUUGCUGUUUUGAGGUUAAAUAAACAAAAACUUUUAAGUUUUAAACUUAUUAAAUACUUACUCAUUUCUUAUUGAUUAUUUAAAUGAUCGAAAAUGUCUAAAGUAACAAAACGUAAACAUGUGAUGAACGAAGCUCUCUGGGACGAUUAUGAAUUGCCAAAAGAUAAUCAAAGUAUCGUCAAAGUUGUUAAGAGCAAAGGAAAUAAUCUGCAUGAGAUUACAACACCAUCUGGUGAAGAAUAUUUAGUAUCAAUGCCUACAAAGUUCAGGAAAAAUAUAUGGGUGAAGAGAGGUGAUUACAUCCUUGUUGAACCAAUACUAGAGGGAGAUAAAGUGAAAGCGGAAAUUGUAAAAAUAAUGAACAAGGACUCUAUUAAGUAUUAUAAAGAGAACAAUGUGUGGCCUAAGGAGUUUGAUGAUGAAAAGAAGAAACAAGUGACAGUUGAUGAUGAUGAUUUGUUUGUGAACACAAACAGAGCAUAUGUACAGACAUAUCAAAGUGAUAGUGACUCAAGUGACUCGGAAAGUGAUAGUGAUAAUCAGAGUGAUGAUAGCAAGAAAUAAAAAUUAUUUCCAUAAACAAUUUUAUUUUAUUUUGUCAAUGGAUAAAAAUAGAAGCAGUAAUCCACAACCCAGUAGG